GCCGCCGGGCUGGAAGCUGGGAUAAUGGCGGCGUAUUGAUGGCAGUGUUAUUUUUUUGUUGCGCGUUGUUUCCUAUCACCUCGAGAGAAGCCGAAAAGGAUAGGGAGGGAGAAGAGGGGGGGACGAGACGCUCUGUCUCUUGGCCGACUGAAGAGGGUUGCGGAGUAUGAGUUCUUUUUAAAGAAGACAUUCGGCCUGUCCUACCUUAGAAUAACAAAACAAUAAUCGAGCCCUCCCGCACCGCUCUUGGAAAAGACACUGUUUAAUUUUCGCUGCCGCCCGUCCUACCACAUCCCCCCUCGCCUCCUGUCACAGCAAUGGCCGGAUUGAGGGUGAUCAUGAGCGGAGUGAGAGAGAAGCUGGAGGCGGUGCUGAAUGUGGCCCUGCGGGUGCCCAGCAUUAUGGUGCUGGAGAUGCUGUACCGAUGGGACGUGAGCUCCUUCUUCCAGCAGAUCCAGAGCCGGAAUAACAACAACCUUCUCUUCCAGUACAAAUACUUGGCUCUGAACCUUCACUAUGUCGGUUAUAUAAUAAGUCUCGUUCUCCUCACUUUGCCUCGGCAGCAUUUGGUCCAGCUAUAUCUAUAUGUUUUGACUGCGCUACUUUUAUACGCUGGGCACCAAAUUUCUCGUGACUUUGUGAGGAGUGAGAUAGAGUUUGGCCAUGAUGGACCUGUGUAUGAGGAACCUUUGUCCCUGAACCGUUUCACCACAGCUUUGAUAGGGCAGCUGGUAGUCUGCACACUUUGCUCCUUCGUUAUGAAGACUAAACAGAUCUGGCUAUUUUCUGCCCAUCUGCUACCUUUACUGGCACGAUUCUGCAUGGUUCCUGUGGAAAUGCUCAUCAUUAUCAACAGGUUUGCCAUGAUUUUCACAGGACUGGAGGUACUUUAUUUCCUCGCCUCUAAUCUGUUGGUACCUUACAAGCUGGCUAAAUUGGCAUACAAGGAACUGGUGCAGGUAGUUGAAGUUUAUGGACUAUUGGCAUUGGGGAUGUCUCUCUGGAAUCAGUUGGUUGUUCCUGUGCUGUUCAUGGUUUUCUGGCUGGUCCUAUUUGCUCUACAGAUUUACUCUUACUUCAGUACACGUGAUCACCCCACAUCUCGUGAGAGACUGCUAUUCCUCUUUCUUACGAGUAUUGCUGAAUGUUGCAGCACUCCUUAUUCUUUGUUGGGCCUCAUGUUCACCAUCUCCUUCAUUACCUUGGGUGUCCUGACUCUUUGCAAGUUCUACCUUCAAGGUUAUGGAGCUUUCAUGAAUGACAAUCUCAUGCAUAGAGGAAUGACUGAAGGUAUCACAUUACUGAUUCUGGCGGUACAGACUGGCCUGAUUGAAUUACAAGUUGUUCAUCGUGCCUUUCUGCUGAGUAUCAUUCUCUUUAUUGUGGUGGCUUCCAUCCUUCAGUCAAUGUUAGAAAUUGCUGACCCUAUCGUUCUUGCACUUGGAGCCUCAAGAAACAAGAGUCUGUGGAAACAUUUUCGAGCCGUCAGUCUGUGUUUGUUCCUGUUGGUGUUCCCUGCCUAUAUGGCCUACAUGAUUUCUCAAUUUUUCCAAAUGGACUUCUGGCUUCUGAUCAUCAUCUCCAGUAGUGUUCUGACUUCCUUACAGGUCCUUGGAACACUUUUCAUUUAUAUCCUUUUUAUGGUGGAGGAAUUCAGUAAAGAACCAAUGGAAAACCUUGACGAUGUGAUCUACUAUGUGAAUGGCACAUAUCGCUUGCUCGAAUUCCUGGUGGCUUUGUGUGUUGUCGCUUACGGAGUAGCGGAGACAAUAUUAGGGGAGUGGACGUGGAUGGGUUCAUCCAUCAUCUUUGUCCAUUCCUACUUCAAUGUCUGGCUUCGAGCACAGUUGGGAUGGAAGAGCUUUCUUCUCCGCAGGGAUGCAGCAAAUAAGAUCAACUCUCUGCCAACUGCCACUAAAGAGCAGCUUGAAGAGCACAAUGACAUUUGUUCCAUCUGUUACCAGGAUAUGCAUUCAGCUGUGAUUACACCAUGCAGCCAUUUCUUUCACUCUGCCUGUCUCAAGAAGUGGCUAUAUGUGCAAGAAACGUGCCCAUUUUGUCAUCAGCAGCUAAAAUCUCAAGGACAGCAGGUUGGUGCAACAACAGUGCAAGGGCCUGGAGAGCAAUUGCCCCAUAAUGAGACAAGAGCGACGCAAGAAUUGGUUGGACAAGUGGAUGUGCCUGCUGGUAAUGAUUCUGUUCUAGCCCUCCAUUCUGAAGAUGGUCUUGUGGGACAGAAAGCUCAAAAUACUGAUUGCAGUUCACUUGGAAAUCCAGGCAUAGGUGAACAUCGAUGUGAGCAAAAUGGCUCUCACGCUGGCAAAAUUGAGUUUUCACAUCCAGCAGAACUUUGUGAGGAUGAAGAUCAACAAUUGUCUAAUACAGUAGAGUUUCAAUAAACAAUGCAUGGAGGUGGCGAAUGCCCAUGUAAGGGAACUGUAUGAAGCAGAGUGUCACUGUAACCUGCCGUGAUACUGCAGCAAUGUUAAAGCCUUAAAACAAUGUAGGCGAUGGCUUUAUGUUUGAAGUUGACAGCUUAAGCAGGAAAUGAUAUGCAUUUACAGAGAAACCGAAUGUAAUGUUCUCACAAGCAGGUCUGGAGACAUUUUGUAAGAAGGGAUCUAAUGAAUUUGUGGCCACAUCAUCUUUACAGUAUUAGACACAACCAUGGCAAGAUGGGGAGGUUGUUUUUGCUAGACGUUUUGUAGGCAUGAAAUAAUAAUUAGAUUGACUGACGUAUUAUAUUUAUAUAUAAUUAGAAGCUUUAAGCAUGGUUAGAGGUACAUGCUGCAAGCAGACUUUUUAAAAAAAAAUUAAAAUUUUUGUAGCUCGAUAUUCAGCAACUGUGAUCGCACUGUCAUAGUUUAUAGUGCAUUUCCAAAGUAUUUAAUGAGUACCUGAUGAAUGGUGCGUGAAUAACUUUGGCUUGUACUUAACCUGCUCAAUGAAGUAGACUGGAGAUUUUAUGAACACUUUGAUUCCUUUGAAGUUCUUGAAGGGUCACAAGUGGGAUGAACUGCAGGAUACAGAUAAGAGCAGAGUUGCACGAUGAAUAUGGCGCGUUUGACUUUUGACGCCUGAGGGGUACAGUGUUAUUUUUCAGUUGACAAUUAUGAUUUGUGGAAAUGAUUACAUUAAAUUGUAUGAUGAAACAAAGCAAAAGUAAAAAAGCCAUUUUGUAGCUCUGAUAGAAUUUGCACACUUUUUUUUGGAGGAAGGGAGCUAUCAGUGACCCAUUUCCCUAAUUCAUCAUGGCUUAAGUAGGUAGGCUCACAUUUAAUAUAAUUUUACUGUGUGCUUUUGAACAAAAAAGGGAAACUUGAUUUUUUCCAAUAAGUGAACCAGAGAGUUGAGAGUCUUACUCUAUAGCUUUUGAAAAUUGUGAACAAUUUGCAAAGAACCAGGCUGGCAUUAAAUAAUAAACGUGAGAUCAUGGUUCAAAUUAUUCUGACAGUUCCUCUGGGGUGUUAUUUUGAGAAUGUGCAUGUCUGAAUAAAUACA
Hemiscyllium ocellatum (epaulette shark) is the source of this 3501-nucleotide messenger RNA. RefSeq names its product ring finger protein 145a (gene rnf145a). Lineage: Eukaryota; Metazoa; Chordata; Chondrichthyes; Orectolobiformes; Hemiscylliidae. Bases 318 to 2399 code for a protein of 693 amino acids. The record is from RefSeq and is a predicted model, not a curated record. Gene Ontology annotation, molecular function: ubiquitin protein ligase activity; zinc ion binding. The transcript is spliced from 10 exons. Gene Ontology annotation, cellular component: endomembrane system; endoplasmic reticulum.